AUGUCUUCAAAGUACGCUGCAGUUCACGAAAAGCCCGAUGGCCCCGGCGAUGCGCGUCCUACUGCUUCUCAGAUCAUCACGGAUUAUGAUUUAGAAGGAAAGCUAUCAGGAAAGGUCGUCCUCAUCACCGGAUGCUCAUCAGGCAUCGGCGUUGACACCGCCCGUGCAAUCUAUCGCACUGGCGCCACUAUCUACGUGACUGCUCGUGAUGUCGACAAGGCCAAGGCGGCACUGCACGAUUUGGCGGACAAGUUUCGUGUCAACUUCCUGCAGCUUGACUUGAGCUCUCUAGACUCGGUGCGUGCUUGCGCAGAGAGCUUCAAGUCCAAGAGCGACCAGUUAGAUAUCCUCAUUGAGAAUGCUGGCGUCAUGGCAUGUCCCGAAGGCCGCACAGCAGAUGGAUUCGAGACCCAGUUCGGCACCAAUCACCUCGGUCACUUUCUCCUCUUCUGCCUGCUCAAGGACACCUUACUUCACUCGUCGACCCCCAUUUUCAACUCCCGAGCUAUCAUUCUUUCAUCCUGUGCCCACCAGGCUGGUUCGGUUCAUUUGGACAAUCUGACCCUCGAGGGUGAAUAUGAGCCAUGGAAAUCAUACGGCCAGAGCAAGACUGCCAACCUCUGGACGGCGCGAGAAAUCGAAAAACGAUUUGGAGCCCAGGGCCUUCAUGCAUGGGCUGUUCACCCCGGCAGUAUUGCCACUGAACUCCAACGACAUGUUUCUGAAGAGGUCAAACGGGGUUGGGCGGCUGACAAAGAAUUGGCCAAGAACUGGAAGAGCAUUGAACAGGGAGCUGCAACCACCGUCCUCGCAGCGGUUUCACCUGAACUUGAGGGCAAAGGUGGCCUAUACUUGGAGGAUACCCAGGUUGCUAAGUCUCCAGGUACCGGCGGUGCUGGCUAUGCAGACUGGGCUUACGACGAAGAAGGCCCCGGGAAGUUGUGGGAAAAGAGUCUCGAGCUUUUGAAGCUAUAA
This is a messenger RNA of Ilyonectria robusta, 975 nucleotides long. RefSeq lists its product as uncharacterized. The coding region runs from base 1 to 975 and encodes 324 amino acids. The transcript has a single exon. NCBI's taxonomy places the organism in Eukaryota, Fungi, Ascomycota, Sordariomycetes, Hypocreales, Nectriaceae. The record is from RefSeq and is a predicted model, not a curated record.